Molecule: messenger RNA, 490 nt
Organism: Acipenser ruthenus (sterlet)
Lineage: Eukaryota; Metazoa; Chordata; Actinopteri; Acipenseriformes; Acipenseridae
Gene: kmt5c
Product: lysine methyltransferase 5C
Cellular component (GO): nucleus
Molecular function (GO): protein binding; histone H4K20 methyltransferase activity
Source: RefSeq, a predicted model, not a curated record
CAAUGGGAAGACGUUUAGUGGCAGCUGGCCUGCAGGUUUGAAGUUUUUCAUCCCGAUUUCAGAGAUUCGCGUGGACAGUAUGUGUUGUGCUCUGCUCUGUUGGGAUGGAUAGUUGCAGGAUGACGGCUCUCGAGUUGUGUGAGACGGACGACCUCGCCACCAGGCCUGGUCCUUGACCCUUACCUGGGAUUCAGCACUCACAAGAUGAACCUCAGUCCUCUUCCUCUGAUCCGACGGCACCAGUACCUGCGGGAGUCUCUGCUCCGGUUCCAGCGCUCCGGGGAUUUGAGUCUGCGUACCGGGCCCUGACCAUGGGGGAGUGGGCCUGGCAGUACUUCCAGAACCGGCCCGCCCACCGAGAGAGCCUGCUGAAAGAACACAUCCUGCUGUACCUGAGCGCCUUCCUGCCCCAGAGCGGCUUCCUCAUCCAGCCGUGCAGGCGCUACUCCUCAGAGACCAACGGAGCAAAGAUCAUCUCAACCAAGCACUG